AUGGCAUCCAUGGAUCAGUUGAACUCGGAGGAGUUUCACUCGCUUCUGGAUGCAACCAUGACCAAAUCGGUCACCCAAGCUAUAGUCACGGCUAUGGGGGCGAUGUCUGAAACCCUGACACAGUCCGUUAGUAACGCCAUACUGGCGUCUAACACCAACCCUAGCGGCCUCCACCCCAAAGCCCAAACUGACAAGCCUGCACCCCUCAGCGGUCGUAAGGCUAUGGAGAAGACCCACCAUAUGGGCAAACACACCUCCAAAAACAGCACGACGGACAGGACACACCCUGUCACUACUGAGGACGUGGGGCCCCCACGCAAAAGAACCACCCACCGGGCAAAAACGGUGAGGACGUGGAAAUGGGCAAAAGCCCAAACAGAGACAUCCGACUCUGGUUCGGACAUAGAGGAGGUAAUGAGUGAGUCCGAAGAUAUCGGCUCUUUGGAAUCGGGAAACUCUUCCCGUGAGCCCGGCCGGGCUGUCACACCAACUAA
Molecule: messenger RNA, 494 nt
Organism: Pelobates cultripes (western spadefoot toad)
Lineage: Eukaryota; Metazoa; Chordata; Amphibia; Anura; Pelobatidae
Source: the annotation of a GenBank genome assembly